AAAAUAUACGUAUAUUAAUGAUAUAUCACUUAUCUCUAUAUAAAAAACACUAUAUAGAGAUAAUGGCUAUAUCACUAAUAUUCGUAUAUUUUGAAAUGUAUUAAAAUUAAAUUUUAAGUUCCUGUGCAAGUAUCAACUAUACAUGUACGUUAGUGUGAUUUGUUAUACUAUGUCAUUAUAUUGUUAUACGCUAGGAUAGUUUUUAUAUUUACAUGCUAAUGUAAAAAUCAUUCAUUUGAAUUAUACUUAAUCUUCGGGUUGUAAGAUGAAUAUUGAUACACAGCCCGUUAGUAAAGACGUUGAAUUCACGCAAAUUGAACACAGGAAGCAAGAAAACGGGCACAACCAUGCUGCUUACAACAGUAGUAAAAACGUUGAAUUCACGCAAAAUGAACACAGGAAGCAAGAAAACAGGCACCACCAUGCUGCUUACAACAGUAGUAAAAACGUUGAAUUCACGCAAAAUGAACACAGGAAGCAAGAAAACAGGCACAACCAUGCUGCUUACAACAGUAGUAACAACGUAGAAUUCACGCAAAAUGAACACAGGGAGCAAGAAAACAGGCACAACCAUGCUGCUUACAGAGGUAGCGAGGACGAAGGCACUGUAUGUCUUUCUUGCUUUUGUUGCCGUUGUGUGUCUAUCAGUGGCGAUUCUAAUGGAGACAGAACAAGUGAUGGUGACUGUGAAAUAUGUGAUUGCAGUAAUUGCGACUGUGGGGGAUGUGAUUGUGGGGGAUGUGAUUGCGGGGGGUGUGAUUGCGGGGGAUGUGAUUGUGGGGGAUGUGAUUGCGGGGGAUGUGACUCCGGGGUAUGUGACUGCGUGGCAUGUGUCUGCGGGGUAUGUGACUGCGUGAAAUGUGUCUGCGAGAUCUUCAACUGUACGAUUUUAUAACUUUUGAAACAUCUUCUACUCCAGUCUUAACAUGAUACAAACAUUUUGCACAAUAACAUACAACGCCCACAUCGAUGAAUUCAAACUGAAAAAACACUGUACAGUUAUAUUUUCGGAUAAAAUCAAGUACUUAUCAAAUCAAGUGCAUUUCAUAUGAUAGUACAAUUUUAUGUAAGAUUAAUUAUAAGAUAAAACUUGAUUGAGGAACUAUUCGCGAGGUUGACAAUACACAGAGACACAAUAUAGAUAUAUACAAAUAGACAUGGUCAUCUAGGAUUAUUUUGAAAGUCUCAUCAAACAAAAUCUGUUCUGUUCUGUUCUGUACCUGCAGAGGUCUGUUUUAACAAUGAUGAGGAUAAAUACCGACCUCAUCAUGCAUACGAGUUGGAGCAUUUACAAUUACGCCAUUUAUGCAGGACAAGUUAAAAAUGAAACAUUUUAUCGAGAAUGUCGCGGGAAAAUAAUUAAGGUUUAUAAACUCAGGAAUAUAAAAUCAUAUCAAACACUUAGGAGAACAGGAACAGCAUAAUUAUGAUCAAACUUCCAAUUGUGAUUAACCUCUUGCAAAUGUUUUCUUAUAUU
This is a messenger RNA of Ruditapes philippinarum (Manila clam), 1477 nucleotides long. RefSeq lists its product as uncharacterized. The record is from RefSeq and is a predicted model, not a curated record. NCBI's taxonomy places the organism in Eukaryota, Metazoa, Mollusca, Bivalvia, Venerida, Veneridae. The transcript has 2 exons. Bases 266 to 895 code for a protein of 209 amino acids.